UAUGCUUCCUUACCAUUACUUUCACCACAACAUAUCUUUCAGUGCAGUGGAAAAAGUUGUCAUUUUUGUGUCCCAAAAACCUAUUGCCAAUCAUCACCACUUCUAAAUGGAAGCUUUCAGCACUACCUCUAUGCCCUUACCUUAUUCAUACACUCACAUUGCUAGGAGUUCAACUACUUCUAGUGAUCCAACAAGUCCAUGGAUGGACAGUAGGAUUUGGAGUAAACUCCCACAAAGGCUGCUUGAACGUGUGAUAGCCUUUCUUCCUCCACCGGCAUUUUUUCGAGCACGUGCAGUGUGCAAGAGAUGGUAUGGUCUCUUAUUCUCCAACAACUUCCUUGAAUUGUACAUCCAAGUCUCUCCACGCCGCCACUGGUUCCUCUUCUUCGAGCACAAGACCACCAGAAGCUACAUUUACAGAAACAACAACAACUAUAGCACAGGAGGCAGUACUGGCCAAAGCAGAGACAACUUUGAAGGGUACCUCUUUGACCCUUACGAAAUUACAUGGUAUCGAAUUCCAUUUGCUCUAAUUCCAUCUGGGUUCUCUCCGGCUGCUUCUUCUGGUGGUCUGGUUUGCUGGGUUUCUGAUGAAGCUGGCACAAAAAGCCUGGUUUUAUCAAAUCCACUUUUUGGCUCUCUGACUCCAUUACCACCAACACUAAGACCCCGUCUCUUCCCUUCAAUUGGAUUGAACGUUGGUCUGACUUCAAUUGAUGUAACUCUCGCCGGAGACGACUUGAUUUCUCCAUAUGCAGUCAAAAAUCUAUCCACUGAAAGCUUUCACGUAGACACAAGCGGGUUUUACUCACUUUGGGGAACGACCUCUGCUUUACCAAGACUGUGUAGUCUUGAAUCAGGCCAGAUGGUAUACACGGACCGCAAAUUCUAUUCAAUGAAUCAGAACCCAUAUAGUAUUCUUGGUUACGACAUUUCGUCGAACACCUGGUUGAAAAUCCAAGCACCAAUGAGAAGGUUCUUGAGAUCCCCAAGCUUGCUCGAUUGCAGAGGAAAACUAGUUCUAAUUGCAGCAGUUGAGAAGAGCAAACUCAAUGUCCCCAAAAGCUUGAGACUCUGGGGAUUACAAGCUUGUGGGACAACUUGGGUUGAAAUUGAGAGGAUGCCACAACAACUGUACCUUCAGUUUGCAGAAAUGGAGUCUGGUUGUGGGUUUGAUUGUGUUGGACAUGGAGAAUUUGUCGUUAUAACGAUCCAUGGAUCGGAUAAGGCGUUGUUGUUUGACAUGGUUAGGAAGAGGUGGCAGUGGAUACCCCCAUGUCCUUACGUUGUUCAAGGUGGAGACGGUGAAUUGCAUGGUUUUGCUUAUGAGCCUAGACUUGCAACUCCAGUAACUGGACUUCUUGAUCAGUUGACACUUCCGUUUCAGCCUUUCAAUGGUUAG
Tripterygium wilfordii is the source of this 1402-nucleotide messenger RNA. RefSeq names its product protein UNUSUAL FLORAL ORGANS. The transcript has a single exon. Gene Ontology annotation, molecular function: protein binding. Lineage: Eukaryota; Viridiplantae; Streptophyta; Magnoliopsida; Celastrales; Celastraceae. The record is from RefSeq and is a predicted model, not a curated record. Bases 107 to 1402 code for a protein of 431 amino acids.